AUGAACUGAAAAUUCGAAUUCACGUGCAUCCAGUGCAGUUAAAACUUAAAUCACUGAAUAAUGAAUUAUAUGUUGUCACAGAGACGUUUCUCAUUGGCCGGUAAAAGUGCAUCAUGAUUGCACUUUGUACGAGCCGUGUCGAACAAGUGCGAAGAAAGAAAAAAUAACCACAAAUUGUUUCUACAAUUGGGCGAAUAGGCGAAAGAAAUAAAUUGCUUAUUUAACGGUAAAACCGAUGAUUUUGCCUACUCGUGGGCGCCCCAGAAUCCACAAAAUUCCUAACGGUUGAUCGUCAACGUGGGAUUACCUCAACAGUCUAAUAAUAAUACAUCGUGUAACUACAUAGAAUGCAGUUAAAUUAAAAUUAUACGCUAUACAGAAAUUAAACAAGGAAUAACACUUGGUGACACAAAGUGUCGUGAGUUGCAAGAGUUUCACAGCAAUGUCAAAAUCCUACGACGAAACUGUCGGUACACGAUCGAUGCAACAUUGUUUAACAUGACUCCCAGUGAUACACAAGAGGCUUCGAAGAUUUUCAUUUGAUUGAAAUAGAAUCUGGAUAUGAGAGAUAUUACUUUCGCUCGAGGACAGUUAUAUCUGUUCGUCAGUAUGCUCCAUGGGUGCUGUUAUUUCGUGAAUCGCGAAUGUUUGAACGAAAUUCGGAGCGGAUAACCUAAACAGUUUAUUUAUGCCUACUACUGUAUAUAAGUUUUGUUUUGUAGCUAUUAAGGGACACCCCGAACAUUCAAAAUGUUGGAAGGACUCGUUGCGUGGGUGUUGAACAAUUAUCUCGGGAAAUAUGUUGAAAACUUGAAUACAGAUCAACUUAGCAUAGCUUUAUUGUCGGGAGAGGUGGAAUUAGAGAAUCUUCCCUUGAAGAAGGAAGCUUUAAGGCACAUCGGGCUACCGAUUGAGAUAAAAGCUGGUUUUAUAGGGAAGGUCAGGGUGCAGGUGCCUGUUCGUCAGAUCAGAACAGCAUCCUGGGUUAUAGUCAUAGAGCAACUGUACUUAGUGGCUGGACCAAUAAGUUUGAACGAGUUCGAUAACGAGGCCGAAGAACACGCAAUUUUAGAGUACAAACUGAGUCGGUUGGAUUCGUUGGAAGCAAGAUGGAGGGCGGACACAGACUCCCGCGAUCCCGGUUACUAUGCCACCAGUUACAGUUCUUGGGUGAAUUAUGGAACGUCGUUGAUGACAAGUAUCAUCGAGAACUUACAAUUUCACAUUAAAGAUGUACAUAUAAGAUACGAGGAUGGGGUGACGUUGUCGAAUGGUGGCGGGAUUGCACUCGGUAUAACGAUAGGAUCGCUAACUGCACAAAGUUGCGAUGCCAGUUGGAUACCUGGAUCCACUUCGUGGAACCUGACAGACGCCUCCUUGAAGCUGAUGGAGCUCGACAGGCUCGCUGUUUAUUGGAAUCAAUUGAAAACAGACGAGUUUUUCGGGUCCCUCAAUCUCGGUGAUUUAGCUAUUGCUAUGAGCGAGUCGAAGAACGUAGCGAAAAAGUACAUAUUGUCGCCCGUUAAUGCAAAAGCGUAUAUUAAAAGGGACAGAUCAGAACGACCACUGAGAUCCACAAACAAGCCAAGAAUAGUGGUAGAUCUUCAUCUAGAUGAAGUGCCAUUAUGCCUCACAGAUGUACAGUAUAACCAGGCAGUGAAAUGCAUAAGGGGUCUGAAAGACAUAGAGCGUCAGAAACAGCAAAGACGUUGUCGUCCAUCAGUUAGUGUAUCUACAGCGCCUAAGGAAUGGUGGAAGUACGCUGCGCGCUGCCAUCUUGGCAAAGAAGCUCUCAAACCUAAGCCAACUUGGGAGGACAUGCUUUGCAGAGGGAAAGAGAAUAUUUUAUACGUCGACAGCUAUACUAAGUUGUUAGGAACGCCAACGAGUAUUUUACCGAUGGAUAUAAAGCAAAUCAAGGAGAAAGUGGAGCAAGAGCGCAAUUUCGACGAGCUUAGAGUGCUGCGGGAGAUAGCAAUGUACAGGGUCAAGCCGCCGAAGCCUGCUCCGAACGUGAACGAAAACGUGCCUCAAGGUCGUGGCAUGCUGGAGCAGUGGUUUCCGCAAUGGUGGGGUUGGUACUCGAAGGCACCUAACACAAACACCCAAGCCACAUCCUCUACCUUUGAUGGGGAGCUUUUGGAUGUGCUAGCAGACACUAUAGACGACGACACCCUCCUCCGCCGCGACAUGAUAUUCGGCCAGUUUAAUUUUACACUGUCCAAGGGAGCAAUAUCCCUCUGUACAGUCAAGGCCGAACAAGCGAAGACUGUGAUAGAGUUGCAAUUCGAACGGGUAAACCUGAGCUACGAGUCCAGGCCUAGGUCUGGGUCUCACAAGUUCACGAUCAGUUUGGGGGCUCUGUACUUGCACGAUUAUCUCACGGAGAACUCGACUUUCCCUAUUCUUGUACAGCCCCAGGUGGUGUCCACCAUAGUCUCCCGUGCGCGUAGCUCCUCAGAGAAACUGACCAAUCAAUUGCCACAGCAUCUAUUCGAGAUGACUUAUGAGAAACGUCCACUUCAUAUAACCGCCGAUCACUCGUUGCACGUGAAUUCGAAGUCGUUGGACGUGGUGUACAAUCCCGCUGUGAUUUCUUGGCUCAUCGACUUCAUGUGCGAGCCUCACAGGUCCUCCACCACGCAAAGGAUACAGGCGAUGAAGCGCAGAACGCACAGGCAGCUGAUCAAGAACUGGGAGCAGAUUCUGGAGGGCGACUUUGUCUAUCGGUCAUCUUGGGACUUGCAGUUUAAUAUAUCUGCACCCCAGAUCCUGCUGGUGGAGAAUUUCACAGAUUCAAAUGCUGCGGUUGUGGUUGUUGACUUUGGCAAGCUUCACUUGACGAAUAGUGUUCAAAACGAUGAGGUCGUCAUCAAGCCAGGCUCGGGGACCAACAGCGACGAUGAGGACGAGAGAUUCGAGACACCUUGUUCUACACCACCUGGUAGCCAGGAGAACGGCUCCGUCCAGGAUUUUCAAACUAUAUCAGAGACAGCUUUGCACCAAAAGUUGUACGACCAUUACUCUAUCAACCUAGUCGAUCUGCAGAUCUUAGUGGGUAAGGUGAAGGACAACUGGAAACAUGGCCGCACCAGAGGCAUGUCGAGUCUGCACGUCCUAGAGCGUUUCAACAUAUCCCUGCAGAUCGAGAGACGUGUGUUCAACACAUCAGACCCUAAUUUUCCUUCCGUGACGGUGUCCGGGAAUCUGCCGAGAUUAGUGGUGCACGUUAACGAACAGAAGGUAGAGGCGAUUAGGCUGAUGUACAAUUUGCUUUCGAACUUCUCCAAAUCAACAGGCAUUGCACAAACUGGCGUGAUCAGUGAAGAACCUGAGAGUCCGAAGAAAGAGGAGUCAACAGACAAGUCUCUGAGUCACGCCGUGAUGGUUCAGUUCAUUAUCGAUCAGAUGACUUUCGAGCUGCAGUCAAGAGGUCGCAGUGUCGCGGAGUUGCAGGUCUCCGGAGUUAGAGCAGCGUUCAGUAAAAGGACUGCGGAUGUUUGUGUUUCUUUGUCUGUUCACGGUUUACUUUUGGUUGAUGCACUUCAAGAAUUUGGGCCUGACUUCGAGUUGUUAGUUGCCAGCCACAAACACGUCGGGAUGGACAGUGUCUCCGGGAGCCUGAGGGACUCUGAACCCACCUCGCCAGUUUCUCCGGUGUCCCCUGGCUCCCCUGACCCUAACGUACCAAGACGCCUAACUUCUCCAAUUGCUUUGACCAAUGCUUUGUCCAAUCUAGCGACUAGAUCAAAGAACUUGCAAUCCUCAAAGAAUAACUCGUUCAUCGAGUUAGACAAGACGGACUCCGAAGCUCUGAUAGUCGUAGAACUGACCCUAGUGUACGACACCUUAGAGAACCUGAGGGUGGCUAACAUACAGUUCAACAAUCUGGAUAUAAUCGCCAAUCAGGAGACGAUAGUAGAGCUGAUGGGCUUUUUCAGGAGGAUAUUCCCGUCACAGAAGAUGAGACCGGGGCACAUAGAGAGACAGGAGUCCAUGUCGAGUCAGACUAUAGACUCCAAAGUGUCCACUAGGACCGAGAUAACUUUCGACUUCCAUAGGUUAAACGUACUACUCUUGAGGGCGGUGAUGCACGACAACCACCUGGUGGGUCAGAAGAUCGCCACAGCAACAAUGUGCGACGCCAGGAUACAGGCUACCUUGGCUGUGAACGCUUCGAUCUCUGGGUCCCUUGGGGGCCUACAGGUCCUGGACCAAACGCCAACUGGCAAGGUGCACCAGCGUAUCAUCAGCGUCGGAAGGGAUCCCAUCGCAGAUCCUCUUCAGCAACCAUUAGAGCACUUUACUAAUCUGUCCAAUCAGCCUGAAGCGUUGAGGUUCUCAGCAAAUCGGUGUACCAACCAAAAUGGCCAGCAUCAGGAUGGACCGGUGACGUUAAUAGAUCUGACGAUUCGCGUAGGCAGCGUCUGGUAUACUCAUGCUCCACACCUUCUCUCUGAACUACGCUCAUGUGCCGAUGACUUCAAACAGUAUUUGAAAAACCUAGCUCGCCAAAUCAGCGCAGCAGCUACAGACAUGGCAAUCGGCUUGGUCAACGCGGAGGACUGGUCCAUUCCGCCGCGUAGACGCUUACCAAGCCUCUCGGUAGACCUGGAACCCUCUGGCAGCGUGUCUUUGAAGCUGGACAUUCUUUUGGACAGUCCUGUGCUGGUUAUACCUCGAUCAUCCCACAGUUGCCAAGUCUUCGUUGCUCAUCUCGGUACAAUGUCCAUGCAACACGAACCCCAUCUUGACUCUAUGGCGAAGCAUAAGCUAACUUUAGAGGUGCGGGACAUGAACAUAUACUCCCUUGAGGUGUCGCCGCAGGUCGGCAAAGGGCCCAACAAUUUGCCUCAAAGGGCCGAAGAGAUAUAUUCUUGCAAAGAGUCCGGGAAGCCAAUUUUGCACGAUACAGUAUUGAAAGUAGUAGUUGAGAUAGAGAAUACAUUAGCACAAACACCUAGUUUCUUCCUGGACAAUGAAUUCUCCAAUAACCCGGUGGUUCAGGUCCAUGGGGUCGUGACCAAGCCGUUAAAGGUCUCUCUAUCCAGAGGCCAAUACGAGCAACUGCUGGACACUAUCAACAGGAUGUUCUCGAUGCCAGUGGCAGUGCCCGUCGUCCAAAAGUCUCACGUGACCAACAAAUUGCCAAAUUAUUCCGACAAGCUGGUUGUAUCCAUGAAAGUCCUGUUUGAACUGCCUACGUUGAGCGUGGAGUUGAAGCAAGGCCUUCUGGAACAGCCACUAGUCGAGCUAUCGAUGAGAGACUUUGUGGCAAAGUACGAGAAGCUACAGAAAAACGAAUCCACUAUUCAAGUCGCCCUGCGAUCGUUGCUCAUGGAGGAUUUGCUGUGUCCUGUUGGCUCCAGGCACAGGUGCAUGAUGCAGUCCUCUGCCCCAACACGUGCCAAGCUUCCUGCAGGUGUCUCCAAGUCUUGCCCAGAUCUGGCGUUUAUCCAACAAUUCAGAUGCGAGUUUGGACGGGGUAGCUUGCCCGAUAGAUUAGAAACUGACACCCUGUAUGGUGCCAUCCCUGAUCAUUGGCGUAGAAAGCCUGUCUCCUUAGUCGGCACCCCCAAUACUCCACCUCCCUCACCUGGUGCCGCCACGAGCGAGGAGAAUCUCGUGUUGAUGAGCAUCACUAUAACUGAGCCAGACCCUGAUCAGGAAGAAAAAGACCAGUUUCAACAGAAAAACAUAACCGUGGACUUUAACUGUCUGGACCUCGUGAUCAGCGUGGAGUCCUGGAUGGUGGUCUUCGACUUUUUCGGAUUCGCGGGACCAUCCGUAAUAAACUCCAAGCUUACCAUGCAGACAUCCAUCGACGUGGAUCAGCUGGGCAAGGCAGACAGCUUCCCCAUACGAUCGGAAACUGAGAUAGAAGUCAGGUCUCUGACGUUGGUGCUGAUACAAACUGAAAGGGAGAUUGCCAAAGCGAACGUAUCUAAUGCCAACAUGCACAUUCUGAAGGUGAAUGGGAAGACGAUGGUGUCCGGAUCCUUGGGGUCCAUGUCGCUGCUAGACCUCACGCCUCACGGGAGAUUCUAUAGAGAGAGGUUCCUCUCUUCUGGUAGAAAAGCUUUGAACUUUCAGUAUUCCAGCUACAUGGACUCGGAAAAGCGACCUUACGAUGCUCAAUUGAAGUUAGAAAUGUCCGCCGUUCACUAUGUACACACCCAGAGAUUCGUGGCGGAGCUGCAGGCGUUCUUCGCGCACUUCUCUCAGCUCUGGACCAUCAUGGCGAACCUGAAAGCUGGAUUAGGAGCUGUCAUAGACACCAGCAAGCGAAGCAUGAGACUGUCCUUGGAGCUUCAUGCAGGAGCUCCUGUCAUUUUGCUGCCGGUCAGCUCCAGAUCCGAUGAACUGAUACUAUUGGAUUUAGGAGAACUCACUGCUCACAACAAGUUCGCGGCUUCCGAGGUCAUAGACAAGUGUAUGCUGGACAUAAUGCUGCUCGAGCUGGUCAACAUGGACGUUUACGCUGCCAAAAGGAUGUCCUGCGACGACCAAAGCGAGAACAUGGACAGCUUGGUUGUAGGCGGUUUCCUAAUCAAGAAAUUGGGCUCAUCGUUGCUCACAGAGAUGUGCCACUUGAAACUGAGGAUAGAAAGGAACCUAGAUACUUAUAUUAGCAGAGAUAUACCUGAUUUAAGUAUACACGGGACUCUGUCGACGAUGGACUGUGCUUUGGACCCUGCUCAAUAUAUGCUGAUCCGAGGACUCUUGUCGUACAACAUCGGGGAGAAUUUGGAGGACUUGAGACAGUUCAUGCAGGAUCUGGACCAGACAGUCAAAUACUCCAUGGUCAGCGUGGAUAAUCGUGAGAAGAUCUGGAAGAAGUCUUGCAUCACGCUGGAGCUGGUGAACGUGACCGUGAAGCUACACCCUAAUCACAACAUUGCUGCUCUAGCCUGCAUCAAUUUUAUAAAAUCUCGGCUGACCUUGGAUUCCUUGAGCGACGGAUCGCAGGACAUAGAUUUAGUGUCUCAAGAAAUCUUGAUCACGGACACACGAUUCCAGGAUGAGCCUUCGAGUAUGCAGUCGAACGUGUUCACAGGGAUUCUUCAGCCUCUGAGGAACGCCAACAACGAGAACCGUGUGCAGGCUGAAGUGCAUCACAGGAGACGCAAAGCGAACGCAGCGACCACCAUUUUGGUACACAGCAUGCGGCUGACGGCCAUCUUGGAUUGGUGGGAAACCGUGAAGGACUUCCUGAUAUUGAACUCUCCGGAACCUGCGCCCAUCAUCGGCAUGGCACAGUUUUACGCGGAGAACAAUCAGGAAAAUGAUAAUAAUGCUUCGUCUACCAUACCUCUGGAACUGAAGAUCAAUAUCACGGAUUCAGAGCUGGUGAUUGUGGAGGACACGUCGGUGUCUGACACAAACGCUGUCAUCCUGAAGAGCACAGCAGUUUUAUCAUACAGAUCUGCGCCGCAAGAAGGAGAGAAGCCUUUGUCCUGUAACUUGUCUCAUUGUGAACUGUUCUCUUGCAUUCCUGGUCUAGAAGAGGAAACCGCCUUGUCGAUCAUUGACCCAGUGGGGGCCAGCUUGGACCUGACGCAGGACAAGUGUCUUGAGAUACAGUUGCAGCCAUUAUGUGUCAGGCUCAGCUACCAUGAUGUAACGAUGUUCUCCAGAAUGCUCAGUUCCCUACCAAAACAGACGCUAGUAGCCAAGCAACGCUCGAACGAGGUGUUGACGCCCACGGAGAAGCAAGUGCAGAAGUUGGCAGGGCUAGGAUUUGCGGACACAGACUGCAGAGAAGCCCUGGAUCUCUGCAAUGGCCAGCUGGACGAUGCAGCCUUGUGGCUGACACAGAACGCGAUGCCUAAUUCCGACGGGAGCACGAAACAAGAGUUUAUUUUUCAUACUAUUGAGUUACAGAUUUCCUGCGCUAGGAUCUGCAUUAUAGACGAUUGUAGGGACGCCGAUGUACCUCUUCUAGAGAUAACCUUAUCGGAUUUCAGCCUGAGGCAGGUUUGCCAAGGGCCUGGUUUAGUGUCCUCUAUGUCCAGCAUCGAUUACUAUAACAGAGUCCUCAGCGGAUGGGAGCCGUUCGUGGAACCUUGGCAGGCUACUGUGCAGUGGGAGCAGACUUUGACCAACUCCCUCAGCUCGAAGAGGCUACAGAUGUCCGUGGACUCUCAGAACUCUGUAGACGUUAAUGUGACCUCGACGUUGAUUGAGCUGAUAGAGCUGGUUAAGAACAACUGGAUGCAGGACUUCUACUCGACCUCGCUUAAGGACGUCAACCCGAACAAGCCGGUAGGGAAUGGGCAAGCCUACCGACGCAGGCUGCCCUUCAUUCCCUUCGCUUUGAAGAACGAGACAGGCUGUAAUCUAUGGUUCAAGACCAUCAUUGCAACCACAAACGACACCAAGGACGUGGGACCGAAUUUCAAACAGAAAAAUGUGUUCCAAAAGGACGACACUUGGAUCGAAGUCGUUCCAGGAGGCACUGUGCCAUUUACGUUCGAAGGGAGAGGGAAAUUGAGGCAUCAUGCGACGCAUAGCGUUAGGAGACAUCAGAUCACAGUGCUCGUAGAAGGGUGGACAGCUGUGGAGCCUGUAACUGUUGAUCGCGUCGGCAUAUAUUUCAGGCACGCCUACGAUAGCAGUACUAAUUUACAGGUGAGUGAACGUUUGCCAGAAGAAUCCUGUCUGUAUAUUAAUUAUCAUGGUCACUUUCAGGUGCUAGUACCUAAAGCUAGAAUAGUAUUUGCUGUUGAGUUAGAGGGGUCAGCUCGGAAGCUAGUAACAGUUAGAUCAGCAUUGCAGAUAUCGAAUAAGUUAGCGCACACGGUAGAGAUCAAGAUGGAGAAAUCGUUGCAUCAGUUUGAAUACUUAUCUUUGAUCACACCAAUCACCGAUAGAAUUUUCCAAGUACCAGCACAGUCCACCAUAUCGGUGCCGUUGACGCACACCGGUGUGCAGGUGUGUCUGAAACCUAUAAACGUGAACAACUUGUUCCAAUAUUGCACGGAAACGAUAGACUGGACGACAGUAAGGAAACCACUGGAAGUUAUAGAAAAUCGUAUUACAUGUAGAGCUAAUCAUAAUAAUAUAUUUAGGAUGUGUGUGGCUGUUAUGCGUAACAAUUAUCCGCCAGACAUUGGUCAUAUGCUGCCAGCACACACUAUAACUAUCAUGGCACCAAUCACGCUAAACAAUUUAUUGCCGCACGAGAUUUUGUUCAAAGUUGGUGCAGAAAGUAACAGAAUAGCAGCUGGUAGCAGUGCUGAUCUGCACGCAGUGAACAUUGAAGAGCAAUUAGAGAUUACAAUACAGAUUGAUGGUUACCCUGGAUCAGGAACGAUGCUACUGCCACCGAACGCUAACUCCUUCACUGCUCGCCUCAAGCUAGCCGACUUCUCCGGCAGAAUACUCUUUUUAUACGCAGCUAUCAAUGUAGAGAAAGGUUCUGCAAUACAAAUUAGCAUAACUUCGCCAUAUUGGAUCCUAAACAAGACUGGCCUGCCCCUAGUGUUCAGACAAGAAGGGGUUGGCGUCGAGGCAGCUGGACAAUUUGAGGAGCACGAGAAAGCCAGGAUGGUGGCGCCACUGCUGUUCUCCUUCAGCGAUGAAGAAGCUAGCAGGACAUUGUCAGUUAGGGUUGGCACCUCGGUGCACCCUCACGGUAUACCCCAGUGGUCCCAGCACUUUCAUCUGCAGCCUGGGAUACAGGUGCACAGGCUUAGGAUAUCCUUGCGCGAUGGCCGACCGGAUAUAGUUUACUUAAUCAGUGUCGCUACCAGGACUGCAAGAGGAAAGUACAGAGCCACGACAGUGGUCACAUUGUCACCUAGAUACCAGUUGCAUAAUAAGUCGAGCUUCACGCUGGAAUUGGCACAAAAAUGUUUCACUACGACCAUUAGUCAUCCAGACGCUCAAGCAACCUACAUCAGAACUAUGCCCGAUUGUCAUAUGCCCUUUCAUUGGCCAAGACUCGACAAAGACUUAUUGCUAUGCGUCCGGAUCAUAGACGUCAAGGACUGUAUGUGGUCUGGUGGCAUUAGGUUGGACGACAACUACUCCUUGACGAUUAAUAUCAGAGAUGCAGCCGGAAGGAUGCAUUUCCUCCGAGUGGACGUGGUGUUGCAAGAGAGCACGUAUUUCAUAGUGUUCACCGAUGCGGACACCAUGCCGCCGCCCAUUAGGGUGGAUAACUUCUCGGAGGUUCCUUUGGUGGUUAAUCAGGUCACCGUGCACGACAAUCUCCAAUGGACUGUGCGACCCCAUUCGUCAGUUCCAUACGCAUUGGAUGAACCAAUACAAUCCGCGGGUUUGGUGUUGACCGCACCAGGAGGCGUGACCGCCACCUACGACUUGAACAUUCUCGCUGAAGGGAGGGGGUUGACUUACGAGAAUUUUAUUUACAUUGCUUUCGCUGGGACUUUUAAAUCUGACUGUGACCUGGGAUCAGGAGAGUGUGGGUUGGAUCCAUUGGACGUGGAGACCCAAAGAUUGGUUCUAGAAGCUGGUCCUGGAGGCUGGGUGGCCUUGAGGAGAAAGCAAUAUGGCGCCAGGUCGCAGUUAUGGAGGAUGACCGGCGAUGGCCAGAUACAACACGAAGGGUCCAGUCCACCUAGAGACAAACACUCAAAGACACCUGAGACAGUGUUAGUGCUGGACAUAGCAGGCACUGCACCACAACCAUUUACCUACUGUGCGCUGGCCUUGAGGAAACCAGAUUCCAGAAGAAGAUCUACGCAGACCUGGCGGUUCACUGACGAUGGAAGGCUGUGCUGCGCGCACAAAAAUAUGUGUGUUCAAUCGAAAGACGGAUUUAUGGGACUACACGAAGGCGGCAGUGUCGCCCGUUGGCAAAUGUGGAGUGAAGCAGUGUUGGGCCCACAAACGCACAGCAGCCCUCCGCCGAUCGAGCAGCGCGUUGGAAGGCAAAAAUUGCGCCCAGGAUCUGGUUUCUUGUCCAUCAGAGUAACGACUGAUGGACCAACGAGGGUGUUGCAAGUACUGGACAUCAAGGAAAGGAAGAAGACCUUCGCUUUGUUAGAAGAACGCGACUGGUCUCACAUCGCCGUCAGCCACCGGCCAACUCAGAUAAACACAGACGCUGAGAGCCUAAACUCCAAAGAGUUGGAACUGAAGGUGAAUCUAACAGCUGGAAUAGGACUGUCAAUCGUCUCUAGAAGACCAGUUGAAGAGCUGCUGUUUGCCCGGCUGGCUGCCAUCACCUUGGAGCUUGUGCAAACUCCCGCAAACACCACCCUGGACUUGAGCAUAGAAGAUAUCCAAAUAGACAAUCAGCUGUUCGAAGCACAAUGUACCUCUGUCCUGUACGUCACUCGAGCAGCGCGUAUAGAUAGCGAACACCGUCCAGCGAUCCACGUGGUCGCCGAGAAGCUGAAGUCCAAGAACCAGAAUGCUGAGAUCUACAAGCACGUGAUCGUCAGCAUCAAGCCUCUCUGUAUCCACCUAGAAGAGAAGCUGAUUCUGAAGUUGGCUGCCUUCAUAGGGGCAGGACGGUCCGAACUAGAGGUACCAGUGGACGAGAACGACUUCAAGGCCCAGAGAUUCAUCUCCGAGGUCUCCGCAGCUCAUGCAAAACGGUACUACUUCGGUGCGUUAAAGAUCGUCCCUAGCCAGGUGAAACUCAGCGUGCUGACUACUACAAAGCUGCCGCGUCACCUCCAAGCGAUCAAAAGACAGUUGGGCCUGACCUUGAUCAAGUUCGAGGACGCUACCAUCGAGCUGGAGCCCUUCAUCAAGAGACAUCCGUUUGAGAGCUCCCAGUUUUUGGUACAUUCCAUUGUAAAGCACUACAAAGACGACUUGAAGUGGCAGGCUGCGGUGAUACUAGGUUCUGUAGACUUCCUUGGCAAUCCUCUUGGCUUCGUCAACGACGUCACGGAGGGAGUCUCCGGUCUGAUCUACGAGGGGAGCGUAAAAACCCUGGUGAAGAACGUGACCCAUGGCAUCUCCAACUCGGCUGCUAAGGUCACCGAGUCCUUGUCCGACGGAUUGGGUCGAGUCAUCAUGGAUGAAAGACACGAAGAAGCUAGACAGAGGAUCAGAGCUAAUACUGCUGGCAGCAGUGACCAUCUGGUAGCAGGAUUAAAGGGCUUUGGAUUUGGAUUGUUAGGAGGUGUAACUAGCAUCUUCAAGCAGACAUAUGAUGGUGCUGCUAAUGAAGGAUUUCCGGGCUUCUUCGCUGGCUUUGGCAAAGGGGUCGUCGGAACCAUCACGAAGCCAGUCGUGGGGGUGUUGGACCUUGCGACGGAGACUGCCACUGCUGUACGAGAAACCAGUAGGAGUGCUCACCGUACGAUACCAACAAGGGACAGGCCUCCUCGUGUGUCAAGUGGUCCAGCAGGUCUGCUACCACCCUACAAUCGCCAGCAGGCAGAGGGACAGGAGUUCCUCUACAUCAUAAACGACCAUGAUCACUCGGAACUGUUCGUCUCAUACGAGUGUCUCCGUAGUGGAACGGAGAACUUGAGGGUAUUGGUCUCCAACGAGAGGGUUCGCGUCAUUUCCGGCGGAACUAAGGGAGUAGUGACCGAAGUUAGCUUGGUGGACCUGUUGUACUGUCAACCAACGCAGAAAGUUGAAAACAACGGCACAACGUUGCACUACAUAGAACUCAUAUCCAGAUCAGACUCGACGAUAACCACCAACGUCGAUGGUCCUGAGCUUUUGAGGAGACCAAAAGUACGGUGUGACAAUGAGGACGUUGCUAAACGGGUAUCGCAACAAAUCAACUACGCUAAGGGGAUGCACGAGGAACGCAAUCUGACUCUGUCCUCGUCUGAUAACAUGCUCGACGACGUUCAGUACUACAAGUAAUAGCGGACGUCGUACCCGCGUGCUGCUGUUCAUGUAUAUUUCGCAUACUAGUCAGGGCUUUGGUUCUCUCUUUAUUAUUUCUCUAUUCUUAUCUCUCUUUUACGUUUUGUAACAGUGCACAUAAUGAUGCCUUACUACGCUUAAAACUAUGUUGACAAGACUGAUGCAAGGCACCAUCGAUGCUGCGGUGACGUGUGAAACUUUUUGCAGCGUAAUUGAGAAGAGAGGGCGCGAGAACGUUCCAUUGUCGCACAGGUAGCACACGUUAUACUUUUGAUACUACGAUAGCAGGAUAGAGAGGAUAAGUGAUCCCUUCGAAGAGUGCAAGAGAUUUUUUUUUAAUUAAUUCCGCGUGUCUACACGUACGCACUUGUAUUUUUGUCACGUGUGCGCGUAUAUGCGUGUGUGUGUCUGUGUGUGUGUGCGCAUAAUACAUAAGUACAAUUUGUAAAAUAUAGAUGAUUAAGGUACACGUAUCCAUUAAAAUAAUCUACUUAAGGCGAUGCUGCAUAAUAAGAGAAUUAACGAGAAACCAAAGUUUUUAUAUAGGAUAGCUAUUUAUUUUCUAAUUAACAUGUUCGAUAUUUUGCAUACUUUCGGUUCAAACAGAUCGUAUUUUUUAACGGUGAUAAGGGUAGCUGGACAACGCCACUAACGAACGUAUUAAAACUGUACAUUCUAUUUCUAACCGUGCGUGUAAAUCUACUUAAUAAACACUUGUACAAACACGUUAAUAGAAACGAUCGGAACAGCAUUAACACUUGUUAUAAGUUUAAUGCAUUGUACAGCUUAAGCGUAGGAUGGCCAGUGGGAAAAGUGUUUGCCCACCGCAGCAACGAAACUUCAACGAUCUUAACGUUGCAUUGAUAACGGCGAGCAAACAUUUUUCCCACCCCCUGUGUUAUAUAUUUCUAAAUAAGAUUGCACUGAAUAGAAACCGGUGAACGAUAUCGCGUAUAAAAUAGUAAGCAUGUUGACGAAGUGUAUAAUGAUCUAUUAUUGUAUACAACGAUUGUCUAGAUUUGUUACAUCCCGACCAUUUUCACACUGUCAAUAUAAUUUAAUAAAGAAAUCCUUCUAUUUUGUUCGAUA
Megalopta genalis is the source of this 13899-nucleotide messenger RNA. It is a transcript of the gene Vps13D, whose product is annotated as vacuolar protein sorting 13D. The record is from RefSeq and is a predicted model, not a curated record. NCBI's taxonomy places the organism in Eukaryota, Metazoa, Arthropoda, Insecta, Hymenoptera, Halictidae. Gene Ontology annotation, biological process: protein targeting to vacuole; protein retention in Golgi apparatus; mitochondrion organization. Gene Ontology annotation, molecular function: protein binding.